AUUAUGCUGCUUGAACUAGUCCUGGUUCUGGGGGCAGUCAUCACCUACUUCUUACUUACCAAGAAGAAAGAAGAGACAUUACACUUCAAAGAUGGAUGGUGGGGCAAGGGACAAAAGCCUGUCAUUGAAGAAAAUACAACUAUUUGGCCAUUUAAGGUGGAAACUACAGAAGAAGAACUGAGCGACUUAUUUAGGAGACUUGACCAGGCUCGAUUCACUGAGCCACUGGAGAACAGUUGCUUCCAUUAUGGGACUAACUCAGCGUAUCUCAAGAAGGUUGUCUCCUACUGGAAAAACCAGUUCAACUGGAAGAAACAAGUUGAAGUCCUCAACAAAUACCCACAAUUCAAAACUAAGAUUCAAGGCAUUGAUAUCCAUUUUGUUCAUGUAAAGCCUCCUCGUUUGCCUGAAGGCCGGUCUGCAAAGCCAUUAUUAAUGGUUCAUGGUUGGCCUGGCUCAUUUUACGAGUUUUACAAAAUCAUUCCUCUCCUGACGGAUCCUGCCAGCCAUGGCCUCAGUGAUGAACACAUUUUUGAAGUCAUUUGCCCAUCUAUCCCUGGUUAUGGUUUCUCAGAAGCACCCCACAAAAAAGACUUUAAUUCCGUAAGUGCUGCUUCUGUUUUUUAUGAAUUGAUGCUCAGACUGGGAUUCAACGAGUUCUACACACAAGGUGGUGACUGGGGCUGGCUCAUCUGCACCAAUCUGGCCCAGAUAGCUCCCAACCAUGUGAAAGGUCUCCAUUUAAAUCUAGCCUCAGUUACGAACGUGGGAUUCACUCACCUGCUCUCCAUUCUGCUGGGCCGCUAUCUUCCAGGGCUCUUCGGUUUCCAGGAUGAAGAUGUCAGGCGGAUGUUUCCCUUCUUGCAAAAAGGGGUCUACAGGAUCUUGUUGGAGUCUGGCUAUGCUCACAUACAGGCUACAAAGCCCGAUACUGUUGGCUGUGGUUUGAAUGACUCUCCUGUAGGACUGGCUGCAUACAUCUUGGAGAAGUUUUCUACAUGGACUGAUCUGGAAUUCCGUGACUUAGAGGAUGGAGGACUAGAGAGGAAGUUUAACCUGGAUGACCUGCUCACCAAUAUCAUGAUCUACUGGGUGUCAGGCUGUAUAGUCUCCUCAAUGCGUUUCUACAAAGAAAACUUGCAGAAUCGGAUAGGCUCACAGAAACAUGAAAGGAUUGCAGUACAAGUACCUACUGGCAUUGCCUCCUUCCCUAAUGAAGUCAUGCACACACCCCAGGCUUGGGCCCAGAAGAAAUACACCAACAUAGUUUCCUUCCAUUUCAUGCCUCGAGGUGGCCACUUUGCAGCUUUGGAGGAACCUGAACUUCUUGCUGAAGAUAUUCUGCAAUUUGUUGGAAAAGUAGAGAAAGAGCAACUUUGGAGAAAGAAAGGAGAAUAACUCCCCUAACAAACAGCAGGGUAAUUGCUUAUAGCUUAGCAUGUGUACAGGCCUUACUAAGUCUACUGUAAUCCAUGUAAUUAGAUAUUAUUCUUGACCAGGUAUGAGAGAGGACAGCGAGAAA
This is a messenger RNA of Antrostomus carolinensis (chuck-will's-widow), 1522 nucleotides long. RefSeq names its product epoxide hydrolase 1 (gene EPHX1). The transcript is spliced from 8 exons. Gene Ontology annotation, biological process: epoxide metabolic process. Bases 4 to 1398 code for a protein of 464 amino acids. NCBI's taxonomy places the organism in Eukaryota, Metazoa, Chordata, Aves, Caprimulgiformes, Caprimulgidae. Gene Ontology annotation, molecular function: epoxide hydrolase activity. The record is from RefSeq and is a predicted model, not a curated record.